AUGAAGUUGGAGGUGUUUGGCCCCCGCCCGGCCCACGGGGACAAGCCAGGUAGUGAUCUGGAGGGUGCAGGCGGCAGCAACGCGCCAUCUCCGCUGUCGGCAGCUGGCGACGACUCCUUGGGCUCGGACGGGGACUGUGCGGCCAACAGCCCCGUGGCGGGCAGCGGCGCCGGGGAGCUGGCGGGCGGUGGCGAGCGGAGCGCAGGCGGCGGGCCGGGCACAGAGGAGGAGGGCCCGGCGGCGGCGGCGGCGGCGGCGGCGGCGGCGGCGGCGGCGGCGGCGGCGCACGCGGAGGCCUGCACGGCGGGCCCCGGGGCGGGGAGCGCUGGGGGCGGCGAGGGCGCGCGCAGCAAGCCAUACACUCGGCGGCCCAAGCCCCCAUAUUCAUACAUCGCGCUCAUCGCCAUGGCUAUCCGCGACUCAGCAGGCGGGCGCCUGACGCUGGCCGAGAUCAACGAGUACCUCAUGGGCAAGUUCCCCUUCUUCCGCGGCACCUACACGGGCUGGCGCAACUCAGUGCGCCACAACCUCUCGCUCAACGACUGCUUCGUCAAGGUGCUGCGCGACCCCUCGCGGCCCUGGGGUAAGGACAACUACUGGAUGCUCAACCCGAACAGCGAGUACACCUUCGCCGACGGGGUCUUCCGCCGCCGCCGCAAGCGCCUCAGCCACCGGGCGGCGGCCCCAGCACCAGGGCUUCCGCCCGAGGAGGCCGCGGCCCACCCCACCGCCGCGCCCCCGCCGCCCGCGCCCGCCACCCCGGCUUCUCCCCGCGCGCGCUCGCCCGCCCGCCAGGAGGGGCGCUCCAGCCCUGCGGGCAAGUUCUCCAGCUCCUUCGCCAUAGACAGCAUCCUCAGCAAACCCUUUCGCAGCCGCCGCGACGGGGAAGCGGCCCCCGGGGCGCGGCUGCCAUGGGGAGCCUCGCCCUGUCCGCCGCUGCCCACAUAUUCCGCGCUACUCCCCGGCGCCUCCGGAGGGGCUCUACUGCCGCUGUGCGCUUACGGUGCGACCGAGCCGGCGCUGCUGGGCGCGCGCGGAGCCGACGCGCAGCCAGCCGUGCAGCCCUCCGUGCCACCCGCCGUGCCACCCGCCGCACCUCACCUCCUGCUCGCGCCCCUCUCCGCCUCGGCCCCAGCCAAGCCAUUUCGAGGCCCGGCGGCCGGCGGCGGCUCGCACCUGUACUGCCCCCUGCGGCUGCCCGCGGCCCUGCAGGCGUCCUCGUCCUGUGGCCCCGGCCCGCACCUGCCUUACCCAGUGGAGACGCUCCUGGCCUGA
Messenger RNA from Callorhinus ursinus (northern fur seal), 1275 nucleotides. It is a transcript of the gene FOXQ1, whose product is annotated as forkhead box Q1. Gene Ontology annotation, biological process: anatomical structure morphogenesis; regulation of transcription by RNA polymerase II; cell differentiation. The record is from RefSeq and is a predicted model, not a curated record. Gene Ontology annotation, molecular function: RNA polymerase II cis-regulatory region sequence-specific DNA binding; DNA-binding transcription factor activity, RNA polymerase II-specific. NCBI's taxonomy places the organism in Eukaryota, Metazoa, Chordata, Mammalia, Carnivora, Otariidae.